This is a messenger RNA of Peromyscus eremicus (cactus mouse), 3977 nucleotides long. It is a transcript of the gene Efna5, whose product is annotated as ephrin A5. Gene Ontology annotation, biological process: axon guidance; ephrin receptor signaling pathway; regulation of actin cytoskeleton organization. The transcript is spliced from 5 exons. The record is from RefSeq and is a predicted model, not a curated record. Gene Ontology annotation, molecular function: ephrin receptor binding. NCBI's taxonomy places the organism in Eukaryota, Metazoa, Chordata, Mammalia, Rodentia, Cricetidae. Gene Ontology annotation, cellular component: external side of plasma membrane; plasma membrane. Bases 269 to 955 code for a protein of 228 amino acids.
UGUGAUUCUUCUCCCCUCCCGAGCCCUUCAGUGGGGGUGCGAGUUUGUGUGUGUGUCCCCCCCCCCCCCAGCCCCAACCCACUGCCUUCUUUUCUUCUCGCUCUCCUCCUCCUCCCGCGCUCGCCGCGCUCCUCUCGCUCCUUCGUUUUAUUUAUUCAUAUUUAUUUGGCGUCCGGUCUCUUCUUUCUGCCCCUCUCCCUCCCUCCCUCUGGAUCCCCGCUCUCUCCCCGGAGUGGCGCGUCGGGGGCUCCGCCGCUGGCCAGGCGUGAUGUUGCACGUGGAGAUGUUGACGCUGCUGUUUCUGGUGCUCUGGAUGUGUGUGUUCAGCCAGGACCCGGGCUCCAAAGUCGUCGCCGACCGCUACGCUGUCUACUGGAACAGCAGCAACCCCAGAUUCCAGAGGGGUGACUACCACAUUGACGUCUGUAUCAAUGACUACCUGGAUGUUUUCUGCCCUCACUAUGAGGACUCUGUCCCGGAAGAUAAGACUGAACGCUAUGUCCUCUACAUGGUGAACUUUGAUGGCUACAGUGCCUGCGACCAUACUUCCAAAGGGUUCAAGAGAUGGGAAUGUAACCGGCCUCACUCUCCGAACGGACCACUGAAGUUCUCUGAAAAAUUCCAGCUCUUCACUCCCUUUUCUCUAGGAUUUGAAUUCAGGCCAGGCCGAGAGUAUUUCUACAUCUCCUCUGCAAUCCCAGACAAUGGAAGAAGGUCCUGCCUAAAACUCAAAGUCUUCGUGAGACCAACAAAUAGCUGUAUGAAAACUAUAGGUGUUCAUGACCGUGUUUUCGAUGUUAACGACAAAGUAGAAAAUUCAUUAGAACCAGCAGAUGACACCGUACAUGAGUCAGCCGAGCCAUCCCGCGGCGAGAACGCGGCACAAACACCAAGGAUACCCAGCCGCCUUUUGGCAAUCCUGCUCUUGCUCCUGGCGAUGCUUUUGACAUUAUAGCACAGUCUCCUCUCGUCACCUGUCACAGAAAACAUCAGGGUCUUGGAACACCAGAGAUCCACCUAACUGCUCAUCCCAAGAAGGGACUUGUUAUAGGGUUUUGGCAGAUGUCAGAUUUUUUUUUGUUUUUGUUUUCUUUCCUCCAGCCUGAUUUCUAAGCAACAACCUGGGGUUGUUGGGGGCUAAACUAGUCACUGCCCUCCUUCGCCCCGCCCCACCCCCAGCCCUGGUCCUUGACUUCUCUCACCCCUUCCAAAUUAAAUGGACUCCAGAUGAAAAUGCCAAAUUGUCGUAGUGGGGCUUCACCCCCUGUGCGUUCUCCUCCAGAACUCACCUCUGUAAGCUCAGGGUGUCGACGACGGUAUGCAGAUAAGGAAGAAUUGUGGCAGAUGCUGCCAGCCAUGGCCUGGCCGAGAGGGUGUCCCUCUCCUACAGUACUUAUGCCUUCUCAUUAAGGACAGGAAGGUGAUUGUGUGGAGCAUUAUGUUGGCAUGUCAGGUCCAGAGGGGCAGAAUUAAGCCGAGACAUAUUAUUGCACCAUAUCAUCUAGGACUGUAGGAAUGAGCAGGCUUCUCAAAGGUUCAGAUACUAGUUUUUGUUUUAUCAGAUACGACUGUCUUAAAGCGUUCUUGCCAGCAAAACGUGUGCUGUGUCGAAGAAGCUUUUUUUUCUCCCAGAAGGAGGGUUGGAUGCAGGGAUGUUAAUGCAGAAGAAGUGUAUAUUGAGAAAACUAUCUGUUGCUGGGGGUGUGAGUGCCUCUAACUUUUUAGUGACUGGGCAGUGCACACCUGAUUUUUUUUUCCUUUGAAUACAGAUCACCAUGGUGCUACAACUUUUCUUUUUCUUUUUAGGAGCUCAAAGAGGCAUUUUUAUGAAUAAAGUGACCUUCCCCGAGGCUGACAAGCCAGGGUUGAUGAGUAGAGAGUGGAAUAGCUUUGGCUGCUCCCCUGGGGACAAUGUGUAGAAAGAAAAGAAGUCCUGUGGCCAGAGGAGAUGCGAUUUGGCUUUGCUGGAGCUCCCAUGUGCUGUGGCCUUGCCCCAACUCCCACCCCGAUGCCCACGUUCUGCUCCAUGCUCCAUGAUCACAGGGGACUCAGACACAAACCCUGUCACCAGGAGAGUCAGUCAGCACUACUUGGGAGGGCUAAAGGGAAAUUUGGAAUAAAAAUUCCAAAGUUUGGAAUAAAAAUUCAAGCAUUGAUUUUUUAUAUUCUUUCCCUUUCUGACACAGCCUAAAGCGUAGGGGGAAACAUGUGUUUAUCUAUGGGAGAUAAACAAGAUGGAGUCCCAAAGACUUUGACAAAAUAUUUUUUUAAAAAUCCACUAGAAUAGAAAAUACAUUAUUUAGAUAUACUUUAUGCUGAGAGUGAGUAUAUAUGCUUGUCCUAUUUAAACUUGUGAGAAAAAGUGGUAUCCCUUGAUACAUUUAGAAACAUGGGGGGUUAUCUUGUUUCAUAGUAGGGUUGGGGCAGAAGGAGAAUGGACACAGGAUGACCCUGUUUAAAGAACCUUAGCAUGGCCAAGGAGGUGGUCCCAGCUGAUGACCAGGAAACAUGAGCUGUGGGGUUUCUCCUGGUGGGGUGUCAUGAACUCUAAAUCCCAAAACCUAGACAGGGAAAAGUGUCAGCCCAAUAGAAAGGUGAUCUAGCCUUGUUUUGCUAUUGCACGACAUCAAUAGAAACCAUGCCUUUGUAAACAAGCAAGUCAGUAAAUGCAAUGAUCAUGUAAUGUGGAAAAUUGAAAGCAUUCCAGAAAAAAAAAAGGAUUUUUUAUAUAUUCGUUUUUAAGAUGUAUAUGAAAAAAAAAAAGGAGUUCACAUUAUAGAUGGACUUCAUGAAUCGGAAAUUGCUUAGAAUUGUGAGUAGUUUCAAAUUAGAAAAAUAUGUGAAUGGAAGGCAGCUGUGAACGUACUGCACCCUAGAGAGUUGUACACACAUUGGAAUGUGAGCUGGCCUUACCUGGUCCCUUUGGAGUGGAGACAGCUGGAGUCUGCUCUUGCUUGAACCAUCUGAGUGGGGUUGCCAGCCUCAAAGAUAUUGUCAGUUUCUUUCUCCACCAUCUAAGACUUCUCUGGAGUGGCCGAGUCUCAUCACAGAAGGCACCCACCGUUUCACUGAAACAAAACUUCAAAGCAUUGGAUUCCUUUACCUUUAUUUAUAUGCUCGACACUCUCAGUAAUAUCCAGAUAUCUUCUGUUUAUUAAUAGUUACAGGUUUGUGGGUUAGUGGGGUUUCAGUAAGGGGACAAAAAUCCCUUCUAAGAUGGAUCGAUAGGACCAAAAAAAUAAUGCAUGUACUACAACCAAGGAAACCAAGUGAUCCUGUAAUAAUUCCAGUUAGUCCUAAGGACAUUAGCAGUUCUAAUGUCAUUUUAGAAAUGGUGAAUUCUGUGGUUCUUCUAGCAUUUGUCUCUAACAAAAUGAUGAAAUAAUUACUCAUGGCCCUCUCUGCCACUGUCUUUCAUCUUUCACUGUGCAAUUAGACCCUUUUACGUCACUGUCAUGCCGCCACAGAUUAAGUUUUAAAAAAAAAAAAAAAAGCAGAACUAUCCACACCAGUAGACAAUAUGCUUUUCUACCUGUAAGUGACAUAAUCAUAGCUAACACACUUGUGUGGCGUUUUCAAGACGAUUGGUGCCAGGCAGUUUUUAUCUUGUCCAAAAAGCGCUGGUGGCCUUUGGUGGUGGUGUUAUAAUCCUCUGUGGACUUAGGAUGUCUGUGCAUCUUGGUAGUGGGUUUAAUUUUAAAAACAAUUCAAGAGCAUGAAGGGAAGCCUUGGAGCCCCUCAGCCCCAGUUGGUCAAACCCCAGCGACCUUUGCCCUUGGUUGCCAAGGCCUUUGCAAAGUGAAGCAGGGAAUAAAGAUCUGUCUGUUUAGUGGAUACUGUGUAUCCUUUAAUAGACCAGGUAACAGUCCGUGGUAGUUUUAGACUAUUGUUUUGUACUGUACUUUCUUGGGUGGCAGAGGAAAGAAAAGUUACAAUGUUGAAAAAAAAAAAACAACAAAAAACAAAAAAAAAAACAA